Messenger RNA from Cyclopterus lumpus (lumpfish), 2934 nucleotides. RefSeq lists its product as uncharacterized. The coding region runs from base 189 to 1304 and encodes 371 amino acids. The record is from RefSeq and is a predicted model, not a curated record. The transcript is spliced from 4 exons. Lineage: Eukaryota; Metazoa; Chordata; Actinopteri; Perciformes; Cyclopteridae.
AAACAACGUUGAGGGGUAAAACUCCACGUACGCUCACGGCUUUUAUUUCUUGAGUCAGACAGUUCGUGGGUUUUUUUGCAGCCUUUUGACUUCUUUACUUCCGUUUCAAGUAUUAUUGUAAAAGAUUCUGAUUACAACUGAACAAUUUCCAAUUGUGACCGAGUGAGAAGUUUAAUUUGCAUCCAGCAAUGUCAAGUUGCUCAACUAUCCACUUAACUUUACCGCAGUGGGACGGGGGUUCACGGAAAAUUCGCUAUAUUUAUUUGGUGAAUCUGACAUCGUUCAGUCUGACUGAGUGCUCCAACAAGACUCCAGUGGUUCCUCUAUAUUUAGGAGCUGAUGUCUUCUCCAACACGGACAUCCGCACAGAGAACCAUCCCAGAUACCACGCCAAGUUUGCGAAGAAAGGAUUCGCAACAAAAAUAAAUUUUUCCUCAGCAUACAGGUUCCAUGGGUUGAAGGUACAUACUGCAAAUAACAGCCUCUGGUUCUACAGCGUUCAAGGACUUUUUCGAGUAGUCUUUGAGCUGUACAGUAAGCAAGAGCAGCUUGCUGUGUUGGAGAACUUCCAGGACGUUUGGAAAUCGCAGAUAAAUGAAAGCCCCCUGAAAAUGAGUUACAGCCUCAAUGUGCAGCUCGAAAUGCCACCACCUCAGCAUUGCCAUGUUGGCAUGGAAUCAGUGGAUGUGUAUUGCAGUGACACCGGCGAUACAUCGUCAGAUCACGAUUAUUGUUCUUUUCCCAAGCAGAGCUUGCAGGCUGAGCAAAGCCAACAAGUUAUAUCCACAGUGAGACAGAAAUUGCACAGCUUGGACGACAAACUCUCCACUGACACUCAAAGCAACACAGAACAGCUGGAGACUAUCUUGAUGCUUUUGGAGAACAUUGAUCGGCACAUAAAUGGGACCCUAGAAGAAAAGGAUGCAACAGAAACGGUGUUAGCCCUGCUGAAGGCCAAAGGUUGGGGCUGUGCAUAUUCAAGUUCCCUGCUUUGUGGUGUAGGACGAUGGCUCGGGCAACAGUUUCAUGCAGCCAACAGCAGCAUCAGCCAGAAAGUGGAGGGCUUUAAAGUACAGCAUAUUGAACAUAUUAGUGACCUGCCACCUGCAGAAGAGCUCGCCACAGAGCUAUUCCCAGAAGCCAUGCAAACACUGCUGCUUCAUUGGAUGGGCUUAAGUGAUGAGUCCACCAUGGAAAAGAGACACAGCGAGUACCCAAUACUGCUCCUUAUCCUCGAGUUUGCCAACCACAACCUCAUCACAGGUGUGGCGCAUGUGCUGUACUCCAGCCUUAUAUGUAAAUAGGAGUGGAUUUCCAAUUUAGAUUUUAAGCAAAUUGUUUGACAAAGCGACUGUUUUAUUGGAUAAGUUACUUUUCUGUUUACCGUGUAAUGCACAGUUCCUAAAACUUGACAUUUAAUUCUAUAUAAUUUUGCCUUAGUAAUUACUUUAUGAAUGGAACUUGGAAAACCAAUUAUAAUUUUGUAUCGUUAACGCCCAGCCCUCGUAACAAUGAGUUCAUUUGAAUAGAAACGUAAUAAACACAAAUUAGGUGAUGUAUGAAAAAUCUUAAUCAACAUAAAACUAAUUUAUUUUAAGAACAUUUGAAGUAUGUGAUUUCUCCUGUUGAGCACAUCUGUAUCCAUGGCAAUCCAGAAGACAAAAUGUAUUACAACCCACAGUUUAGUUUUUUUCAAGUCAGGAGAAAUGAAUCUGUGGGAUUCUGAUAAUGCAAAAUUUACUUCAGAUGCCUUUCGCUAAAUGGAUGUAAACAGUGUUCACUUGAACCACAUUAUAUUCAGUUUGUCGAAACAAUCACAAAUCAAUAUAUAUUCAUGUUUAAAAAAAAGAAAAGCUACCACAUUAUUCAAACGAAUAUCUAAUUUUAACCAGUAUCAACCAGUCAAACGGAUGCGUCCUUUUGCAAAGAUUACAGUACAGAUUCAUAAACACAAACUCAGCAUCUGGCUAUUUACAUUAUAAUGUUCCAAUAUGCAAGAUGUUAGUCUAUAAAUAAAUUACAGAUUCAGAGAAACAUCCGCGCAAGCUUGAGCGCUAGCGAUGACAUGGUGGUCCUAUAUGAUCAGAUGAGUGGACAAUACUAGAUGGAAUCCAUUCCACGUGAGAAUGAGGUGGUGAAACCAAGGCCCAUUCCUCUCUGGGUGUGUGUCUGAGACCGAGCCAUCUCAUACUGAACGUCAAGGUUCCUAAACAUCUCCUCCUGCUUUUGAAGAGUCUUCAAGCCCUCCUCAUUAAGUGGUUUGGCAACUUCAGCUUCCUCCUCUCCCUGUAUAGACACCGCAUUCAAUUAAUUACAAGAAGUUCAGUUUUACAGCAGUAUCAAAUACCCAUUAGUUAAAUAAAAUUACAAUUGUACUUGCCUUAAUACCCAUUAGUUUGCGGAAUUUAACAUUUUGGUUCUUGUUUCCAAAGUUCAGCUUCUCCCACAACUCAGCUGUCUGUGACUUGUCCUUAAAAACAGAAAUGGAAUAUUGAAUAUAUACAAAUAAAAAAAAAAAUGAAUAUCUUUAAAAAGAAAUGCAUGCACAAAACUGCUAGAUAAUUAAGAAAUAACCACUCCAUUCAAUCUUACCCCUUCCUUCUUUCCCUGCCAAAGCAUUUUCCUCUUUUUCUCCUGCUCUGCGAACUUCAUGGGGUUUACAGCAGACGGGUUAUAGUAGCUGGGUACAGCGAUACCCGUCUCUGCCAGUGUUUUUGCUUGUAGGGCUGCCAUCUGUGCUGCCAUGGCUAUCUGAGGCGUGACCUGGGUCCCAGAGGCCAGAAGGGCUGCCACAUUUAGGACAGAGUUUGAGGUGGCCGCUGCAGCUGCGACUGCCGCAAUAGGGGCAGUCACUGGAAACAAAACACACAGACCAGCAUUGUAAGUAACUCAAUUUCCACUUAAAUCAUCAAGGUUUAAAAAAAAAAAAAAAAA